Messenger RNA from Seriola aureovittata, 3500 nucleotides. RefSeq names its product NK6 homeobox 3 (gene nkx6-3). Gene Ontology annotation, cellular component: nucleus. Lineage: Eukaryota; Metazoa; Chordata; Actinopteri; Carangiformes; Carangidae. The transcript has 4 exons. Bases 2221 to 3036 code for a protein of 271 amino acids. The record is from RefSeq and is a predicted model, not a curated record. Gene Ontology annotation, biological process: regulation of transcription by RNA polymerase II; cell differentiation. Gene Ontology annotation, molecular function: RNA polymerase II cis-regulatory region sequence-specific DNA binding; DNA-binding transcription factor activity, RNA polymerase II-specific.
UUUUUAAUAAUUCAGUGGUCUGGCUUGGUGGAGCAGGGCAGAUAUCCAUUUACUGCGCCUGUUCUCUUCACAGGAUUGUUUUUGCCAAACGGUUGAGCCUGGAGCCUGGAGGGCAGGCCGGGCAGUGCAGGCUUCAGGAGGAGGCUGCCUUCGUAAUCUGUGUCCUGCUGGAGCAGACUUUCACCCCGCUGUGACCACAUCUGACACCCUGUCACUCUGCAGCGAAAUGAGGAAACAGACAGUCAUGUCUUUAGUCCCCACUGGUCGGCAGCCAGGAUCAUGUGACAGGAUGGGCCAUAAAUGGAAAGAUCAUCACUCUUGGAAAGUUACUGCUGAACACAUGAUUUUUCCCCAAAAAUUUCCACAAUUCCCAUGACGGACACUGCUGGCCACACUUGACAUACCAACGUGCAAUAUAUCGGCAGUGUAUGUGUGUUUUUACAGGUGUUACAACCAUAUGGGAAUGGUGUUUUGUUUUGUUUUUUUAUGCAUGUAAUGGACUAAAAAAUACAUUUAUGCUGUUUUUACUCUUUUCAUAAAAAAAUGAAAUAUUCUGUACACAUCCUGUAAUUAAAAUAUGUCAGUUUGUAAAUUAGAAAAAGUGCAGUACACAAGAAAAUCUCUUUCAUUUUCACACCAGUUCAGGGCCUAAAAAUAAACCAUAAAAUAUUAUCAACUGCAAAACUGAAAGUAUUCAUGUGAGGUAUAAUAAGACAUCUUAACAAGUUCAUAUGUUCGUGCGACAAAGUAAAGUGGAAUUAGGUGCAGUAAAACCACAACUUCUCCUGCCAAGAUAUAUUUAAUAUUUGAAUAAAUGCAAAUAUAUAGUAAGAUUUUAAGUAUUUGCCUGAUAUCAACCUGUUUAACCAACUGUGUUGUCUGGGCAACACAUGCUACAAAUGUUUGCAAGGUUGAAAUCCAAUAGCAAUUAUACACUGUAACAACUAUAUGUGUUACUUGAGUAUUAUUCUCGCAUAUAAAUUAUGAUAAUUUAUUUCCUCAAUCAGUAUAGUUUAAUAUAGACUUAUACAGAUAUUUUUAAAUCUCAAAUGGUUAAAAUGAAACUGUUGUUUCGUCUGAAUACUUUCAUAUUUUCUAAAACCAAAACCUACCGUGGUUUAGUAUGAGACAUUUAUGACAGUCAUAUUAUAAUCAAAGAGGAAAGGAGUGGUUUAUUGCCAUGUUGAACCUGUAAGCUAUAACCGGAUGAAUGAAGAUCAGAGGAUCCGUAAACAAGGUGGAAAACUAAAUUCAUUUUACUCUCUGCUGCCCUUUAUAUCAUCAAGGUUCAGAGUGGGUUUGAUUGAGGACGGUGCUUUGACUGAAGACCGUUACCACAAUGUCUGGAAAACAUGGAACAGGAGGAGAAAAGUAACCACUGACAAAUAAAAUCCUCAUACUUCAAAUGGGUUUCAGACAAUUUAUCCAUGAACUGAAUCAUAUAUACAAUCUUUUAACUGGUGCAUAAAUGCAGAUUUUGUUUGAGUUGGAUUGUGGUUAUGUUAUAUGCAAUAAAACAAUAGAAUUUUUUGUUUCAAAUCUCCAUGUCAUCAGUAUUAAACCAGAAACAGAGCAACCCUCCUCCUCCUCCUCUGUGUACUCCAGCUGCCUCAGCUCCACCACACUUGGUCAGACAUGGCAGGCCAUCAAAAAAUCAACUUGUUCCCACUCCACCUGUUCAAAACACUAUUAAUCUGCUGCCUUCCAAUAAAAGGCUUGGCUCUCAGCGAUGAGCCAAUAGAACGGCAUUAAAGCAGUGAGACCCAGGCCAAUCCCAGGCUGCAUUCUAAUGUGGCCUAUCUUUAUCAAGGUGCCACUCCAUUUCCAGAUACUGCUUAUUUAUGAUUUCUGAGGAGAGAGCCGGCAGGAGGCAUGUGUCUUUAGGAGCACACUAACAUCUGUGUCUGGAGGGCUCAACCAAAACUUCAGCUAUGGAGCUAUCACACACCACACUGUGGCUGAGAAGAGGUGAAGGGCGAGAGUGAAGCGUUUAUCUGCUGCUACACCGUUUUCUGAUGUGGUAGCAACUUUGGCAAACACCAGGGACUUUGUUAAAAUUGCCAUUAGUGCUCAUAAUUAUUUGAAUAUCUGGGGUGUGAUCCCAGAUCCAGACAUCACCUGUGGGUGAGAGAACUUCUCGUGGGCCCAUCAGAGGUCUUUUCUUGUCUGGAUCUUACUGGAUGUGUUACUGAGACCUGGAGGCAGAGUUACAAACUUCCCAUGGAUCCAAACAUCCAGGGGUCUUUCCUGUUCAACAACAGCCUCAACCAGUUCUCCUCGGACCUCAAGGCACCGGUGUGCCAGUACUCGGUGCCCAACUCUUUCUACAAGCUCAACCCGGGCCUGAACAGCCAUCUGCAGGCAGGGACGCCUCACGGCAUCAGCGACAUCCUGAGUCGCUCCAUGGUCGGGGUGGGCUCCACGGGCACCACCACCCUGCUGUCAGGGUACUCAACCAUGGGGGGGUUCGGCCCCUCCGUCACCAGCACGUCCAUGUACUAUAACCGAGACUACAACUCCUCGCUGAGUGGCUUCUCCAAGCCGGGUGGCGAGUGCCCCACUAAGGCUCGCAGUGUGAGCUGCUGGGCUGAGAGCGGCUGUGACUGGAGAGGAGGGAGGCAGCAGUGCACCAACAGUAGCGGUCCUCUUGGGGAGAUGUCCGGCAGGAAGAAACACACCAGACCAACAUUUAGUGGACAUCAGAUAUUUGCUCUGGAGAAAACAUUCGAGCAGACCAAAUACUUGGCCGGGCCUGAGAGAGCGAGACUGGCUUAUUCUCUGGGAAUGACUGAAUCACAAGUUAAGGUGUGGUUUCAGAACCGACGCACCAAGUGGAGGAAGAAAAGCGCCUCAGAGCCGAGCUCCACGCAGGCCAGCCACGCGGGGCAGGGCGGCGAGGCCUCGGAGAACGAGGUGGAGGACGAGGAGUACAACAAGCCUCUGGACCCGGACUCUGACGACGACAAGAUCCGAUUGCUGCUGCGCAAACACCGCAGGGCUUUCUCUGUCCUGCGCCUCGGGCCGCACCAAGUCUGAAAACACCACGUGCGAAUUACCCGGCCACGCGGACACAGGCGCGCGCGCACACAGACACACACGCACGCGUGCGCACACACGCACACACACACACACACACACGCUUCUCAGCAGACCUGCAUGAUUAAAUGAAAAUAUUUAGUUUUGAAUACAACGUUUAAUCAAGCAGUUACGCAUGUUCAGCAAAGGUCAUCUGUGCUCGUCCGACGAAAGAGCAGCAAGAAGGUUCAGCGACAAAGAGGCUGAAAAAAUGAAGCUAAAAAAAAAAGUUGUUUACUUUUGUAAGUUACUGUAAGAAAUGAUCUUUGGCCUGUGUGAUGUUACACUGAUAUGUGGGGGGGGGGGAGUUGUGUCAUACACUUCAUUUUGUAAAAACACAGGAAAAGUACAUGAAAAAAUUGCAUGAUGCUAUUGGUAAUACUGAUAAAUAAAUAACAAGAGAGUAACCUGACACCCUUUUUGAA